Messenger RNA from Oikopleura dioica, 657 nucleotides. NCBI's taxonomy places the organism in Eukaryota, Metazoa, Chordata, Appendicularia, Copelata, Oikopleuridae. The record is from the annotation of a GenBank genome assembly.
AUGACGGAUCCACUGAAGUAUUUGAAUCGGGGACCGGAGUACCUCAGAAACGCCAUCGCCCCGCCCAAGACUUCCAGAGUGAAGCGACAACUUUCAGCGGCCGAGAGGCUCAACAUUCAAAAACCGACGAAAAGAGAACAAGCAGAAACUAAUCAAUUAUGCACUGCCGAAAGCUUGUUCCAAAAGCCGAAGGGAGUAUGCCCGGCUGGUUACGCGGCGCGUCUGCUCAGCCAAAACGCAUCUUCUGGGGCUGACUCCUCCCUCAAGCCCUCGCCUAGACGUCCUACAACUGCCCAGCCUUAUUGCAUCUCUUCAAAACACAACAGACGUCUACAAGAAGGCUCUCCCGAAAACCGAAAACUGCGGACGCGAUCAAACUCCCUCGACAAGUUCUUCGACAGUUUAGGAGGAACGCUGAUGCCUCAGUCAAAUCCACCCUCGAUCGUCCCGUCCGGCUCGGUUUCGGAUUUGUCUGGACUUUCAAUGGCGGCCAGCCAGCUCAUUCGUUCUGCCUCUUCGUCUACUUUAGACGAUGACUCUCCCCUCCCCAUCAAAUCGCCCAAAGAAGUGUCUGUAGUGGACAAACGAAUCCGAGUGAUGAUGUGGCUUUCCAAGUGCAAACCGGCGCCGGUGUUUUCAACCCCCGUCAAAGGCUGA